Molecule: messenger RNA, 874 nt
Organism: Monodelphis domestica (gray short-tailed opossum)
Lineage: Eukaryota; Metazoa; Chordata; Mammalia; Didelphimorphia; Didelphidae
Gene: MRPL14
Product: mitochondrial ribosomal protein L14
Biological process (GO): translation
Cellular component (GO): mitochondrion; ribosome
Molecular function (GO): structural constituent of ribosome
Source: RefSeq, a predicted model, not a curated record
ACCUUAGUGCUCAAACGCCCUGCAAAGGUGGUUUUUUUUGGGGGGUGGGGGGGCGCUGUGGCUACGAGGUGCUGGGGCGGGUGGGGGCGGGGUGGGCGCCGAAUUUAACCUACUGGGACCCGAGGUUUUCUCUAACGUGGUGGUGAGAACGCCUUCUUAUUCCAGAUCUGUGGCCCCCAUUACUCUAGUUUGGGGAAGAGGACUCACCUGCCUUCCCAAGAAAAGAGUCUAUGCUGCUCCCAGAUUGUUUGUGGAUAGGAUUUCAUCCCAGGAUCUCUAUGGCUUUCUCUUCAGGACCUUGGGGGUCCCUUCUAAACCCUGUAAGCAGAGCACUAAGCCAGCGCUAUUUCAGCACCACGGGGGCCCUUGGGGCAAUACAGAAGAUGACCCGAGUGCGAGUGGUAGACAAUAGUGCUCUGGGGAACACGUCCUACCACCGCCCCCCUCGAUGCAUCCAUGUCUACAAUAAGACGGGAGUUGGCAAGGUGGGAGACCGGAUCCUGCUGGCCAUCAAGGGGCAGAAGAAGAAAGCCCUCAUUGUGGGGCACCGAAUGCCCGGGCCCUGCAUGACACCCAGGUUUGAUUCGAACAAUGUGGUCCUCAUCGAGGAUAAUGGGAACCCCGUGGGCACCCGCAUCAAAGUACCCAUCCCAACGAGUCUCCGGCGGCUAGAAGGCGAGUAUUCCAAAGUGCUUGCCAUCGCCCAGACCUUCGUGUGAGGGGUCAGGCCCGAUGGCAGGAGGGAGACAGUUUAUGGAGCAUCCUUCACACACACUGGCACUUGGGGGAAGGGGACAAUUUCCCCUUCCAUCCCCUCUACCCCCAGCAUGGAAGGAGAACCAAAUUCUGAAGUAAUAAAAAUAUUUUAUGUGUA